This is a messenger RNA of Trichobilharzia regenti, 805 nucleotides long. NCBI's taxonomy places the organism in Eukaryota, Metazoa, Platyhelminthes, Trematoda, Strigeidida, Schistosomatidae. The record is from the annotation of a GenBank genome assembly.
AAUCAACAAUUUUCUUGAUCUUCUCGGGGGUUGAAUUAAAGAGUCACUGUGUUUUAAGUGUAAAACUUCGUAAGGGUCAGUCAUAUUUCUGUUAUUUUUCACAAAAUUUGGGUCUGAACAGUAUUGAAAAUUGAACAAAAACGGUGGGGUUUCAAAGGGUGGCCUUGAGCAUGUGAUUAUCAGCAACUGCACAAUGCCACCUGAUCAUUCAAAAGAUGGUGGUUCGAAAAGUAAAAGUGGUCGGAAAUCAGCAAAGGAAGGUAUUAAUUUGUAUGCAGUCCUGGAAGUAGAGAAAAAUGCAACAGCCGAGGAAAUUAAACGGUCAUAUCGUAGACUUGCACUGAAAUACCACCCGGAUAAAAAUCCUAAUGACCCAACUGCAGCCGAAAAGUUCAAAGAAAUCAACAGAGCUCAUUCUAUAUUAGCAAAUGAACAAAAAAGAAGAUUAUAUGAUCGAUACGGAGCAUUAGGUAUAUAUGUGGCUGAGCAUAUUGAUGAGGAAGACUGGAAGCCAUAUCUGGCUUUACGUAACCCAUGUGUGCAGUGCCUUGUAUGUACAUGCUUCCUAAUGACAUGCUGCUUCUGUUGCCUUUGUUGCUGUUACUGUUGUGGUACACUUUACCCGAAAACUCCUCCAGUUCCCGAUGAAAUGAAUGCGACUGAUGACCAACCUGCGUAUGAGGCACCACCACCACCAUCAGGUGAUAAUAAGACUAAAGAAGAGUUUGUUACAAAAGAGCCUACUCCAGCACCAUCUGUCAACCCGUAUGUAAUACCGCCAUCACUUAAAACUACUACUGACUGA